AUGGCGCAAGUGCGCCACCACUGCGUUACUCAUUCCGCCAACCAUUCCGCCGCUCGUUCCGCCACUAUUCCUCCCCUCGUGCGCGCGCCCCCGCCAUUUCCCAAAGCCGCCGUAGCGCUCCGCGGUACCAGCGGCGUGAAUUGCGCUACUGUAUUCACCAGGUUUGGGAGGAGUCUUAGCGAAAGCCCACGGCUCGGUUCAGGUCUGGUUCGGCGCAGCAACGCGACAGCCCUUGGGGGAAGGCUCGGAAACAGCCACGGAUGUGACAGUAACGGGGGACAGUUUGGCGGGGAAAGGGGGAAGCAUAGUGCGGGAAAAGCGAAUGUGCGUAUAACGAGGGACGUGAGGGCGGCGGUGGGGGUGGAGAUUGGCUCGUCGGCGGCUCAGGAUGUGAUUGGAACGCUGGGGCUCGAUACACUCACGUUCCUGGUGGCCACCGUUAUUGUCAUCCCCUUCUUCCGCAGCUUCAACGCCAGCCCGAUUCUCGGCUUCCUGCUCUCAGGAGUGGCGCUCAACCAGCUGGGUCUCAUCCGCAACAUCUCCGACGUUAAAGCACUCUCAGAACUCGGAAUUCUCUUUCUGCUCUUCGAGAUGGGGCUGGAGUUGUCAAUAGAGCGUCUGAGGGCUCUUGCUAAGUUUGCGUUUGGCAUGGGCCUGCCGCAGGUGCUGCUCACAACGCUCGCCUUUGCAGCGUUCGAGCUCCCCCCAGACAACGCCAUUGGCACUCGCCUGCUCGAGUGGGCUGCAUCAGCCCGCCCCGACCUGGUGAACAUCCGGUCAGUGGACGAGGCUCUAGUCAUCGGGGCUGCUCUCUCGCUCUCCUCCUCCGCCUUUGUGCUCCAGCUGCUGUCGGAGAAAGGAGAGCUCGCCACCCGCGUGGGUUCAGCCACACUUGGGAUUCUGCUGCUGCAGGAUAUUGCUGUGGUGCCUCUACUAGUCAUUCUCCCCAUCCUCGAGAGCGGGGAUUUCACCGACGACAGUCUCUUCCCACUCCUCGCAGCAGCAGGCCUCAAGUCCCUUCUAGGUCUGGGUGUGCUGCUCUACAUGGGCCGGCUCUUUCUCAGAAGGUUCUUCGAGUUUGUGGCCGAGUCGCGCAGCACAGAGGCCUUUGUGGCGCUCUGCCUCUUGACAGUCACCGGGACUUCCCUUAUAACGAGCAAGCUGGGAUUCAGUGACUCGCUCGGAGCGUUCUUGGCUGGGGCGUUGCUAGCAGAAACCAACUACCGCACGCAGGUCGAAGCUGACAUUCGUCCGUUCAGGGGUCUCCUUCUGGGGCUCUUCUUUGUCACCACCGGCACCUCCAUCGACCUCAGUCUCCUAGCAGCGGAGUGGCCCAACAUUCUCCUCCUCCUCUCUGGCCUCAUCGCUAUCAAAACUGCCAUCAUCACGGCGCUCGGCCCCCGCGUCGGCCUCUCCCUGCCCGAGUCCAUCCGCACGGGAUUGCUGCUCUCCCAGGGAGGAGAAUUCGCCUUCGUCGUCUUCGCCCUCGCCAGCCAACUUGGCGUUCUCCCAGACGAGUUGAAUCGUCUGCUCAUUAUUGUGGUCGUUCUGUCAAUGGCUCUCACGCCCCUGCUCGACUCCCUGGGGCGGUCAGCAGCGGAGGCGCUAGAGAAGCGGGAGAGGGAGUGGAGGAAGGCUCUAGGGGAGGAGGAGGAGGAGGAGAGGGAGGAGGGGUUGGUUGUGGGGGGGAGCAAGGGUCACUUCGGUGGUGCAGAGCCCAUAGUUAUUCUCGGAUUCAACCACAUGGGGCAGGUGCUGGCCAACAUGCUAUCCACGCCGCUAGCAACCAUCUCAGGGGGGUCUGGAGGAGACGCACCUGGGUGGCCGUUUGUGUGCUUCGACCUUAACCCCAAUCGAGUCAGAAUGGGCAAGCGUCUUGGCUUCCCGGUCCUCUACGGUGACGGGUGCCGCCCGGCAGUGCUCGAGUCGGCCGGCAUUCCUCGUCCGCUAGUGGCCAUCGUGGUGUACUCGGGGCGGCAGCAGUCGGUGUCUUCUGUGGAAAGACUACACGAUGCCUUCCCGGGGCUGCCUAUCUACGCCCGAGCAGUGGACGCGAGUCAUCUGGCGGAGCUGAGAAAGGCUGGUGCCACGGACGUGGUGCUGGAGAGUGCAGAGGCUGGACUCCGUCUUGGCUCCAUGCUGCUGCAAGACAUGGGUGUGAUGCGAGAUGAUGUCGUGUUUCUGCGGCGCCUCAUGCGAGAAGCUCUUGACACGGAGGCUGUCACCCGCAGCACGGGGGGGCAACGGUUGCUCAAAGACAGAUCGGAUCUGGGCGGCAGCUGGCCAGCCAAGGAGGAGGAUCUGGGCGGCAAGCGGGCGGCGAAGGAGGAUUUGGGGGGGAUGGGGAAGGAGGGGGAGGGUGGUGGAGGGAAGGAGAGUGACAGGGAAGGUGAUUUGAGUGGGGAUGAGAAGGGAGAGGUGGGUGGAGGUAAGGUGAGGGUUGGGGAGGAUGGGGAAAAGGUUGAGGGGAAGACAAUAGAUGCAGCGGUGGGAGUUGUGAGUGGUGAAGAUGAGGAUGGGGACGCUGCUAGUAAUGGUGGUAAUGGUGAUGGUGAUGCUGAUGGUGAUGGUGGUGAUGGUGGUGGUGAUGGUGAUGAUGGUGAUGGUGAUGGUGAUGGUGAUGGUGAUGAUGGUGAUGGUGAUGGUGAUGGUGAUGAUGGUGAUGAUGGUGAUGCCACACCUGCACGAGGAGGUGAUGGGUUGAUAACACGAGCUCAAGCAAUCAAUGCAGUGACGGCAUUCAUCAGCACCGAUGGUGAUGGGAAAGGGGACGUUGGUAAUAAGGAUGAAGGCGGUGAUGAUACAAAUGGUGAUGGCGCGUUGGAGGCACAGGGGGAGCAACUGGUGGAGGAGGGUACAAGCAGUGAGAUUGGGAGCAGUGGGAGUGUAAAGGCUGUUUCUGGUAGCUUGACGGGUGAGGCUGAUGUGAAGGAUGGUGAUACUCAGGUGGCAAGGGCUAGUGCUCGCCGGUUCAACAAAAUGUUUGUUCAAGGAGGGAAGCAGGAAGGUCCCCCCACCCCUUCUUCCCGCAAGUCUCGCAAUCCGCAAUCGCAAUCGUCGUCGCAAGAUCUCGACAACAACAGCGAGCCUCGUCGCUCGCGAUCGUUCACACGUCGCAGCUACGACAGCAGCGCGGCUCCCGCUGGUUCGACUCCACCCACCGACGCUUUCGCGAAAAUGCGGUUACCAACGUCGAGUUCGCUGGACGGGAAGCGGGAUCCCGCGGGUCAAUCCCGCGACCACGGCGCGCACGAUCAUCUCGUGGAAUCCCCCGAUAAAGUCACAUCGAAAUGGAGCAAAGCCGACUGGCAGGACAUUAUCAGCGCCUUAGAGACGGCUUCUAAAGGGUGUCACAAGUGCGGAGACUCCUCCGCGAAUUCCCCCCUCGCCUCCGCCUUGCGCCUCGUCUCUCAGCUAAAAGCCGGUGGCAAUCACAAUCACACCGACACUCUCUCUUCAGCCGGCACGUCGCCCAGACCUAAUCCCCGAGCCUCCCCCGGACCUCACCUCCGAGCCUCCUUCCCGGACAUGCACGGCGCAAUGACGGACGUGGGGCCGUCAGCGUGUCCGUACCUAGGCGGAAAGUUUGGGGGAGGGGGAGCGGGGGGAGACGCGGGGGAGGGAGGGCCGCGGGUGGCGGGGCUGGUUCGGACGCACUCGGGCGCGAGCAGUAACACGGAUUCGCUUAUAACGGGGACGACUCACAGCGUGGGAGCGGGAGCGGGAGGGGGGAGCAACGUGAGCGCAGCUGACCUUCUGAAUCGGCGGAUGCUGUCGAUGAUUACCAAGGCGCACGAGCUAUACGCCAAGGACACGACCCCCAACGGCAGCAAGGUGGCGGAUUUUAUGCUCUCCCAGCUGCUGGAGCUCACGCAGUCGCCUGCUGGCUUCAUCUGCAGCGCUGUCAGGAAGCCUGAUGGGGCUGUUUCUCUGAAGACCCACUCCAUCACCAACUUCGCCUGGACCAGGGAGCUGCGCCUGUGGUACACAGAGAAUGCCGCCAAGGGACUCGUCUUCAGCAACCUCAACACGCUCUUCGGCCAUAUUGUGAAGACCAGCGACGUGGUUCUCAGCAACAACGCCCCUGACGACCCUCGCUCCUCGGGCCUGCCCCCUGGCCACCCCCCCAUCCUCACCUUCCUGGGCGUGCCUCUCUUCCAUGGCUCGGAGCUGAUAGGGGCCUGGGCAGUGGCGAACAGGAAGGGGGGUUACGAGGAGGGCAUGCUGGGGGAGCUACAGCAUGUGACUAAAACGGUGGCUCAGAUCGUGGCGGGCAUUCAGGGCAGGAAGAAGGCUGCCGAGAAGGAGAAACGCAUGGUGUCCAUGCUCAAGAGCACCAUAGACGCCAUCAUAGCACUGGACGACGGCGGCACCAUCACGGCAAUGAACCGGGCGGCACGGAACCUGUUUGGAUUCACCGAAUCUGGCAGCGGCAGCAGCGGGGACGACGUGGAUGCGUCCACCCUCCCCGACACCCUUCACAUCACAGACCUUCUCGAGUCGGUUGAUGGAUCAGAAGACUUUAUAGAGACCGGCCUUGACACAUUCAUAGGGGACGACCACCCGGUGUCAGCCGUCGGGCGGCAGAUAGUGGGCGGCAAGGUCUUUUUGGAGCUAUCUGUGGCGUCAGGCGCUGCUGCUGACGUGGCGUACGUGCUGACAGCGCGUGAGCUUCAGGCAGGGGGUGGGAACAUGCAUGUACCUGGCACACCGGGUUCGGCUUACAGUGGGGGAGGAGGGAGCAUGAGUGGGGAGAUGGCGGAAGGCAUGGGGGCCAUGAGGGGCAUGGGGGGAAUGGGGGGCAUGGGGGGAAUGGGAGGAAUGGGGGGAAUGGGGAGCAUGGGGGGUAUGGGAGGAAUGGGGGGGAUGGGGGGCAUGGGCAUGGGUGGGGGCAUGCGUGGAGGCAUGGGUGGGGGCAUGGGUGGAGGCAUGGGUGGGGGCAUGGGUGGGGUCAUGGGGGCUUAUGAUUCGAUGGGGCAUGGUCGGGGUGGGAUGGGUGGGAUGAGGCCUGGGGCUGGUGCUGCUGGUGGGAUGGGUGCUGGGGCAUCAGCAGGUGCUGGUGGUGGUGGCAUCAAGUUGGAAGGGCUUGAUAUCAAGCCUCACGCCUUCGAGGCAGCGCCAAUGGAGGGCGUGGAGAUGGAGGAAGCUGUGCAGGGUGUCGAGGCACCUUUUAACGAGGAUAGAAACGCUUCCGCGGCGGAGCCAGGAUCGAGCACCGCGGAACACUUUGAGGCGACGGAUGCGGGCUUCGCGGCGCCCGAUGCGGCGCCGGGUGCGGCGGCUGAUGGGGGUUACUCGGCGCACGAGAGCGCGGCAGCGGCGGCGGCGUCGGAGCUAGAAGGCGACGGACGGGAAGCGGAAGGAGCGGCGGCAGCGCCGACGACGGUGAUCACGGAAGAUGCUGAGAAUCUUCUGGACGACAUGCUGGGAGAGUCUGAACCUACUGCCGAGCCUACUGCGGCUGAGCCUGUUCCUGCAAUCACUGGUGUUGCUGGGGAGGUUCCUGCCGAUGCUAUCCCCGAGGCUCCUCCCGCUGCCGCAGAAACACCUGCAGAGGAAUCUGCUCCUGCAGAGGAAACGGCACCAGCUGAGGUGGCAGCAGCAGGCACGCUAGAGGGAACUGGAACUGGUGCAGAGGAACCUGUUGCUGCAGAGGAAUCUGCUCCCGCAGAGGAGAGUCAACAGCAGGGUGGUAACCAGGAGGAGUCUGUUCCGCCAGUGGGGGACACACAGGGAGAGGGGGAAGCGGCUCCGCCAGUAGAGGGGCAGCAGGAACAAGAGCAGCCCAUAACGGGUAUGGGCAUGGAUGUGAAGGUGGACCAGGGAGGCCUGGAAGGGGGGCAGAUGGUGGGGGGAGAGGGGGAGGUUAUGGGGGAGGGAGAGCAAGGGUUGGGAGAGUAUGUGGCAGAGCAUAUGGGAGAGCAUAUAGAUGAGCAGGAGGAGGAUGAAGCACUUCGGCUUCGGAUGGGUAUGGAUGUGAAACCUGAUGGGGAAGCGUUGGAAGGCGCGCAGUUAUUGGGGGGAGAGCCACAGAUGGAAGGGGGGGAAGUAGCGCAUCGGGAAGGGGAGAUGGCGGAGGGGGGAGCGGUUGCGCAGGGGGGAGUGGGGGGAGAGGCGCAAUACGAGCAGCAGGUUGGCGGAGUGGGCAGUGCAGGAGGGGAGCACGGGGCGCAACCGCAUGAAGGGGAGGCGCAGGCGGGGGGAGAUCUUGGUGGGGAGGCGCAUGGGGGGGGGGAGCAUAGGGGGGAAGAGUAUGCAGCGCAGGAGCAUGGGGGCGGGGACUACGGGGCACAGGGGUAUGUGGGGGAGGCUUAUGCGGGGCAGCAGCAGGAGGGGGAGGCUUAUGCGGGGCAGCAGCAGCAGGAGGGGGAGGCUUAUGCGGGGCAGCAGCAGGAGGGGGAGGUGUAUGCGGGGCAGGAGCAGCAGGGGGAGGUGUAUGCGGGGCAGGAGCAGCAGGGGGAGGUGUAUGCGGGGCAAGGUGCGGGAGGAGACGUGGAAAUGCACGCGCAGCAGCAAGGGGCGGUGGUGGGGGAGGGAGGAGAGGUGGGGGAAGCGGAAGCAGCACAUAUGGCUGGGGGCGGGGAGGGGUACACUGACGCGGUGACCCAUGAAGGGUAUGCAGCAGAAGCAGGGGCGCAAGAAGGGUACACUCAAGGGAUGGGGAUGGGUAAUGAGGGGUACGCUCAGGAGGUCGCUCAGGGGGAGCAGGGGGAGCCUCAGGUUGGGUACACGGGCGAGCAGGCACAUGAGGGGUAUGGGCAAGAGGGGUCGCAUGCGUAUGCGGUCGGUGGGGAGGCAGGAGGGUAUGCCGAGGGGCAGAUGGAGGGACACGUGGAGGGGCAGAUGGAGGGACACGUGGAGGGGCAGAUGGAGGGACACGUGGAGGGGCAGAUAGAGGGACACGCGGCACAGCCUUACGAGGAAGGGGGGAUGGCAGCGGAAGGGCAUGCGGAAGGGGAAACCACAGCAGGAGGUAUUGCAGUAGGAGAAGCAGUAGGAGGGGAACCUGCAGCAGGGGAGGCAGCAGCAGCGGCAGCAGGAGGAGGAGGAGGAGAUGGGGUGGGGGCAGCAGAAGGGGCAGGAGCAGGUGGGAAAGAGAUGGUUCUGGCUGGCACAGAGGCAACGGAUCGGAUUCUAUCAAGUGUGGAGGCGGCAGAUCUGAUUCUGAUGCAGCAGCAGCUGCCACAGCCGCCGCCCGGGCCGGCCGUGGGGAACCUGAUGAUGCUACCCAUGCUGCUGGAUCAGAUCGAGGCACACAUUUUGUUCUACGGACGCAUAUUUCGCAAGGAGCCUUUGGAGGAGGAGCUCCGGAAUCUCGUCUUUGCCUCCAUGCCCUCAGGUACCGCCUUCCCCAGAUAA
Closterium sp. Yama58-4 is the source of this 7359-nucleotide messenger RNA. The record is from the annotation of a GenBank genome assembly. Lineage: Eukaryota; Viridiplantae; Streptophyta; Zygnematophyceae; Desmidiales; Closteriaceae.